AUAAACACAUAGCUAACUGCUAACAGGGCUCGCAGAGGUGUGAAUACGGUGUGCCAACACACAUUCAAAUUAUUCCAAGUUGUACAGGUGUAUAUUGUAUUUAGCAGUGCACUGUUUAUGCACUGCGCAUCAAAGAGACUCAGAAUUACUGAAGAUGUCGAAAAGUCUUACACUGGGAAAAGAAGAACAUAAGUAACGCCGCGGGGAGCUCCUGUCCAGGCACACUGGUCCAUGUUUGUUGGACCUUUGGGCUCUGGGCUCAACUAGCAUGAAGAUGGCUGAUUCAGAGAAGGCAGAGGAAUUUGUGGAUGCAGAGUGCCCCCCAAAGUGCCUUGAUGAAAUACAGUCAGCCACGGCUUCUGUUCUGGGAGAACAGGAUGAGCAUCUGAAAACAGAAACAACCACCAGUACCAGCUCACCACUGAGGGAAAAGGAGGCAGAUAGCCCAUCGCAUACAGAGGGUGAGCAGAGUCUCCUCUCCAUGCCAUGCCUGAUGAAGGAGCUCCACCGUGACUCCCCAGAGUCACAGCAUGCCUCUACAGGGAGUGAUAAGGCCAUGUCUCGUCAGGUCUAUGAGAGUGACUCCUCAAACCCCUGCAUGCUCUCCCCCUCAUCCAGUGGCCACCUUGCUGACUCAGACACACUCUCCUCAGGGGAAGAAGGUGCUGCUCCUCCUGUAGGAGGAGAGGAAGAGGGAGACAUGGGAGCAGCAACUAAUCCUGGGCAGACAGAAGGAAGGCAAGCAUCUGGUAUGGCGACAGGGAGGAGGAAGUCCCGGCGGUCUCGUUCAGAGAGUGAGAUGCCCCCUAAUGCAAUGGCUGCAAAGAAAAAUUGCUCCCAGCCCACUGUGGUAGCGGCGGGAGGGCAAGAAAAACAAACCAAUGGCAAGCUUACGAAAGUGAAAGGUCAGCGGAGCCAGAAACACAAGGAGCGUAUGCGUUUGCUGAGACAAAAACGAGAGGCAGCAGCACGGAAGAAGUAUAACCUUCUCCAGGACAGCAGUACGAGUGACAGCGAGCUCACAUGUGACUCCAGCACCAGUUCCUCUGAGGACGAGGAUGUUGACUCUUCAGGAGGCAGCAAGACAAUCAAGACAGAUAUUCCAGCUGGCUUCAGACGUGCAUCGGAGAGAUCCAGAGUGGGUGCCCAGAUUCAUGGGUUGCUGGACAGCGGUUCGUGGGACAGGAAUGGCAUCGGCAGCGUUCUGGAGGAGGCCAUGACACGCUUUGCUGUGAUGCAGCGCCAGACUGAGGAGCGCUUCCGCAUCUGGAUGGAAAAGCUCGCACACCUCGACUCAGACAACGAUUCGUCCAAACGCUCAAGUGAUGCCCUAGAGGGGCCACUACAUCCUUCCCAGGGGGCACGCCCAUCUCCUCCCAGUUCCUUUCUACCAUCAUCAGAGUCUGCAGAGACUAUGGCUGCUUACAUGUUGGCACGAGAGAAUAACGGUCUCACCCCCAUAAACAACAACAUCCUACCUGAAGUGGUCACUCAGAAUGGAAACAUAGGUGUUCCAGACCCUGGUCUCUUGAAUGCUUAGAACUCACUUCUUCACUCCUCGCUGUUUCAUACUUUGAUCUUACCAAGUGCAGAACUAGUUGAUAGAGAAAGCAUGACAAUGGUUAUUAUUAGAUAAAUGAUGCAAAGUCACUACAUGGAUUCACCACGAACCUAAGCUGGUCAUUGGCUCUUGACUGUGCAGACCUAAGGCCCGGUGCAUUUGCUGGCACUGAAUCACUGUGAGAGUUGACAUUCAGAACAAAUCAGCUCACCUGUUUGAUUUCUAGAGCAUCUGUGACACAGAUGCAGGGCACAUCUCAGUAGGCUGUUGAGUCAGGGCUCUUAUUGUAUGGCUUGUUUGUUUUUGUUUACCAACUUACACAAUGCAUACACAAUCACAAAACCACACGUAGGAACUGAUUGUCAUUCAUACAGAAUGAGCAUUACAGCACCAGGGCAGCCAGCAUUAUAGAGCUACUGUAGAUGGGGUGCUGCUGCUUAAGAGCACGUGCCUUGUCAUUUUGAACUUGUGCUGAAAAUGCUAAUUAGCCUGUCAUAUUUAUUUAGCAAUCAGGUUCAACUCUGUACAUAACCCUUUCUCCCGAACUAUGUUUGCACUUUACGUGUAAGUGGUUCAGGACAAAAGAAACUUGUGACAUCCUGUAUUUUGGUGGCAUAGCUUUACUUGCAUUUAAACAUAGAUUUGCAUCCAAAUAUAAACGGUAUACUAACCCACACAAUUUCUUGUUUUUAAAAAUCUUAUCACAGUAUGUACUUAGUUUAGGUGUGUUUACAUAUUUUAAAAUUACCAUUUGGUUUGCUGCUAUUGCUGUCUUUGUGCAGUAAUAAGAAACGAGUGGAGGAGGAAUAACUUGAUUUCAGUAGAGUAUGUAAAGAUUAUGAACAUCAGAUGAGGCAUGUGUUCCUUUGUUGUGGUUAUUAGCCACAAUAUGAAGAGGCUCAAAUCUUCACUUAUUCAAUAUUCAGCUAGUUAAUUUUUUAUUUGCAUUUGGCUGCCAGUUUGGUCUGUCUCCCCAAGGCGCUGCGUGUUCCUCAGCCUGACUUUAAACUGAAACCCCAGGCGUCAAAGUUCAAACACAGCAGUAAUACAACUGGAGUAUGGUUCAUGGCACUGUUACUGAUUUCCUUACAGCAGUCUGAUCUGGGUAAUCAUAUGGCCUUCUGUGGUUCAAAUCCUGUGGUGUCUGAGGUGGAAACACUCCUCAACCCUCUUAGCACACUCUUACUGAUACUGAUGACAGUAGUGUCAAAGUUCUUAACAGUGCUAACACCAUCUAACCAUGGCAGACAUUGAUGGAGUAGUCUUUGGCCUAAUGAUGUUAGUGGUAACAUUUUCUGUAUGUGCACAUGUAGCCCUAUGACUGUCAGUUUUACAAGCUGAAAGCAUUGUUUCCCCACCUGUUUGCAUGUAAUUAUAUUUGUAUAUAAAAUGUGCAAGGCCAAAUUAAUUUUCAUCAGCAGCAUGUGUGCGAAGUAUAGCUUUGCUUAUGCUGAUAAAUGGUGACUGGACCAUUUUACCUUCUUAUGUUUUCUUGGCCUAAUGGUUUUAUUUGAAAUUGUGAAAUUUUGUGAAUAUGGUUUUUGUUUCUCAGUGCAUAAUAAUUUUGACAUUUUGGGUUUAAACGGAUCCAACAACUGCUGUCAUGCAUCAGUUACAGUUGAUCAACAUGAUGAAGGAAGCCUCAUGCAUAUAAGCUCAAACUACAUGCAUUUAAAACGACACUAAGGACAGUCCAUUGUUUACCGAAGAGACUCUCCUGGUUUAUAUUAGCCCUUUUUGUAUCUUGUAUACAUGGCCUUUACAUUGGCAUGUGUUUGGUUUCUCUGGUGACCCUGGUACCUGCCUAUUUCAAAGCAAUCAGCUGCUCAUCGGCAGUGUUCUCUCAUAGUACAUGCUGUCCAGACAAACCCUCUCACACACCCACACACGCGUCUGGAGAGCAGCGCGUGCGUCUCUCGCAGGGACUCCUUUUACAGGGUAGAACAAAGACACAUGUUCUUGCUCUUUCACAGAUUUCGUCUUCUGUUGUUUGGCUUUUACUAUCCCACCACAUUUCGCUGACUGAGUAAGGUUAUUGAAGUGUUUUGUAAUGACUGUAUUUUAGUGUAGUUUUUAUGUGAGUGGCUGUUAUUUUAAAAGCAAUAAAUAAAGAGAAAAAUGUUACCAAAGGUUUGAUGAAUUGCAGACAUCUUGUAUAGUAUUAAAUCCUCACUAGUUAGAAAGUGAUGUUCCUGUUUUACAGCAAAACGUACACUACCAAAUCGAUAAGCCAAAAUGUUUUGUUCUGGUCUAAAGCUUUGCACCUGGGAAAAUAGUGUGUUUUCUUGUGGAAACUGGAGAUGCUGCAGCUAGCCAGACUAUAGAGGCAGUGUCAAGUCUGUGGUCCAAACAGUGUCCCACUAUUUCCAGGCAUGAUUUGAAUAAUGA
Molecule: messenger RNA, 3949 nt
Organism: Monopterus albus (swamp eel)
Lineage: Eukaryota; Metazoa; Chordata; Actinopteri; Synbranchiformes; Synbranchidae
Gene: ark2n
Product: arkadia (rnf111) N-terminal like PKA signaling regulator 2n
Exons: 3
Coding region: 269-1540 (423 amino acids)
Source: RefSeq, a predicted model, not a curated record